Messenger RNA from Hemicordylus capensis (graceful crag lizard), 1862 nucleotides. Its product is annotated as Krueppel-like factor 2. Lineage: Eukaryota; Metazoa; Chordata; Lepidosauria; Squamata; Cordylidae. Gene Ontology annotation, molecular function: RNA polymerase II cis-regulatory region sequence-specific DNA binding; DNA-binding transcription factor activity, RNA polymerase II-specific. The transcript is spliced from 3 exons. The record is from RefSeq and is a predicted model, not a curated record. The coding region runs from base 46 to 1305 and encodes 419 amino acids. Gene Ontology annotation, biological process: regulation of transcription by RNA polymerase II.
UCCGGGCAGGUUCCCAGCUCUUUCCCGCUCAAGCCACCGUGCAAGAUGAGCGUAGCCGUGGAGGAAGCCGCCUUGCCGUCCAUCUCCACCUUUGCUAGCUUGGUGCCGCUGGAAGACGGACAGCCCGAAAUGAGGCAGAUUCCCCCUCGCUUGGAGGGCGCCGCCGCCACUACCAUCAAGAAGGAAGCGGACGAGCUGGGCAGCUUCGUCGACCUGGAGUUCAUCCUCGCGCACACCACCAAUGGGCACGGGCAGCCAAAUGGCAUGGCGCCUCCUCCCCAUCCCAACCCCAACUACCCACUGCCCGAGACUCCCGAGAGUUGCGGGACUACCUACGACAGCGACGGCUCCAACUACCAGCCGCCUAACAAGUUCGUGGCGUCCUACCUGCCCAGCCCCGGGCACAGCUAUGUGGCCGAGCUCUUCACGCAGGACGUGCAGCAGGCGGCAGCAGCAACAACUCCGACGGGGCCGAGCCCUUGCGAGCUCCAGCGGCGGGAGUACACUGAGCUGCGCGCGCCUGGCCUCGCUCAUCCUCACCCCGUCCUAGUCCGAGGCCUGUCCAUGGAGCACCUCCGCGUCAAACAGGAGCCGAUGGACGGGCAGCCCUGCAUGCUGAGCGGCAGCCCCGACUGCCUGGGGCCGGCUCCCCUGGACCACAAGCCCCUCCUGAUGCAGUCCAUGAUCCACCACCACCAGCAGCCUUCUCUCCCGCAGCACGCGUCCUCAGGCUUUGCUGCCGAGCAGCUGGGCCCCGCGCCCCAGUGCCAGGUGGCGGGCGACAUGCACGCGCAGAUGGGGGGCCCCCAGCAUUACCCGCGCGCCCCUCACGCUUUCCCGCCUAACUUCGCUGGGCAGAUGCAGCCCCAGUUCCAUGGACACUUCAGCGUCUUCAGGGAGCCCCUCAAGACGCACGGCCAAGGCCUGCAUGGGCUGCUAGUCACACCGCCCAACUCGCCCAUUUUGGAAUACUAUCCUCAGAUGGGGCCCCCUGAGGACUGCAAGCCCAAGAGGGGCCGAAGGUCCUGGUCCCGGAAGCGCACGGCCACCCACAACUGCGAAUUCGCCGGCUGCGGGAAGACAUACACCAAGAGUUCGCACCUCAAGGCCCAUAUGCGCACCCACACCGGUGAGAAGCCAUAUCACUGUAACUGGGAAGGCUGCGGCUGGAAAUUUGCACGGUCCGACGAACUAACACGCCAUUACCGCAAACACACUGGCAUUCGGCCCUUCCAGUGCCACAUGUGUGACCGUGCAUUCUCCCGGUCAGAUCACCUGGCUCUGCACAUGAAGCGGCAUAUGUGAAGCACGGCGGAUGCCCUGGGUCAUCUGGGAACAAAGUGAUAGAGUUGGAGUAGAGCAGGGUGGGAGGAGGGAGGCAAAGAGACGGACAACUCUUUAUUUAUGAAGGGAUGGAAUAUUUUCUUAUUGGAGUAGCUAACUUAUGUAUAUAAUAGUGAAACAUUUUAAUAUUUAAAGAGGAAAGCCACCUGGUUUUUCCAUAGCAAUGUGGAAAAAAGUAUGUAUUUAAGAGUGAAUAGUUACACAUAUCCAACUGCAGCAGAGCCCAGGACAUAGGGAAAAACUGCACUGGAAGACUUUGUGUUGUGGCAGUGUAUCUCUGCCAUUCCCCUUUGACAUCUUCCGUAUGCUGCACAACGCCAUAGUACUGAUGCUAUAUUGACUCAAGCUGUUUGUAAGGUUUUAACUUUUGUAUGUUUUGAUUAAUGAAUGGCCUCUAUUUGUUCUCUUGCAAUAUAAAAAAGCUCUAACUGUUAAAUUAGACAUCCUUGAAGGGGGGGGCAGUGUUCCCUCUAACAAGGAUUCCCAGGUGUUAACUACAACUCCCAGAAUCCCCAGCU